AUGGCGAGAACCCUUUUUUACCUCCUCUUCAUUCUCGCUUUCACCGUCUCUUGUUCGCAAUCGAGAUCGAUAAUCCCACGCUCACGCCCUCACUCGCUAUCCAACCUUAAAUUUAACACAACCGAGAAUGCUGGAACAUGUUCGUUUACGGUGGUCAUAAGGACAAGCUGCUCGUCCACUCGAUACACGCGGGACCGUAUUAGUCUUUCCUUUGGCGACGCCUAUGGAAAUCAGGUGUACGCACCAAGACUGGACGAUCCAAGUUCAAGAACAUUCGAGCAGUGUUCGUCUGACACGUUUCAAUUAUACGGGCCGUGUACAUACCAGAUUUGCUAUUUGUACCUGUACAGAAGUGGAUAUGACGGGUGGAUACCGUAUGAUGUGACAGUCUAUGGGUAUAACUCUAACCCCGUCUCUUUCUACUACAAUAUAAGGUUACCUGGAGAUACGUGGUAUGGAUUCAAUCAAUGUUACAGAACUACAGCUGCUUCAAUAGCUACCGUGUAA
Striga hermonthica is the source of this 507-nucleotide messenger RNA. NCBI's taxonomy places the organism in Eukaryota, Viridiplantae, Streptophyta, Magnoliopsida, Lamiales, Orobanchaceae. The record is from the annotation of a GenBank genome assembly.